AUGUCGGACCCAGCCCCCUCGAUCCCCUCGUCGAUCAUGCAAGAUCCUCUUCCGGAGAAUAGGAAGACCAGUCCCACGUUUCAAGCGUUUCAGGCCUAUCCGCAUGCCCGCGCCCUUCUGCAGCGCCCCGAUUAUUAUGCCAUUGGCACCUGGUCGCGUCUCCCCAAGCCCACGGGCGAGGACGGGCUCUUUGCUGGGACGCUGGCCACGCGCACCACCAUCCCGCACUGCCUGACCCUGCGUCGCCGCGACCUGCCCGCCCUGCCCGCCAGUGCUCCCUCGUGGCCCUCCCCCACCGCUGACCCGACGACAACCGGCGCCUGUCCGCCCGACGUCUUCAUGCUACUGGACCUGGCUGCCGCCGGCAUUUGCGGCCAUCCGGACACCGUGCACGGCGGCAUCGUGGCCACCUUUCUGGACGAGGCCAUGUCCCUGGCCGUGACUCUGCACGCCCCGCCGCCCGAGCUGGACCCCGACUCCCACUCUCCAUCCCCCCGCGGGAAACUCUACACGGCGCAGUUGGAUGUGCGCUACAAGCGACCCGUCUCGGCUCCCGGCUUGUUGGUCGCGCGCGCCAAGCUGGUCGCUCGCAUCGGUCGCAAGUUCUGGGUUCGAGCACAACUGCUGCAGGAGGACGAGGCCGAUCCUUCCCGCAUGCUCGUCACCACUGACGCCAUGGCCUUUUGGCUGCAGACCUCGCCUAAUCUCUAG
Messenger RNA from Aspergillus affinis, 711 nucleotides. RefSeq names its product PaaI family thioesterase. Bases 1 to 711 code for a protein of 236 amino acids. The transcript has a single exon. The record is from RefSeq and is a predicted model, not a curated record. Lineage: Eukaryota; Fungi; Ascomycota; Eurotiomycetes; Eurotiales; Aspergillaceae.